This is a messenger RNA of Macadamia integrifolia, 3881 nucleotides long. Its product is annotated as probable disease resistance protein At5g63020. Gene Ontology annotation, molecular function: ADP binding. Bases 76 to 3057 code for a protein of 993 amino acids. The record is from RefSeq and is a predicted model, not a curated record. Lineage: Eukaryota; Viridiplantae; Streptophyta; Magnoliopsida; Proteales; Proteaceae. The transcript has 5 exons.
AAGUAUCGCAACGCUACUUCAAGAAGUUGUUCUUGCCUCUUUCACAUUUGCAAAAGAUCUGUGUGUGUGUUAAUCAUGGCUUCCAUGAUCAUACAAUCGUUGAUAGGAUGGAUUCCCAUAUAUGUAAUAGAUCCUAUCAGAGUUAGGUUUCGGAUCUCACGGAACCUUAGGGAGAACAUUGAAGAAUUAGAAAACACAGCAGCGAAGCUAGAUGCGAGGAGUCGAGACGAACGAGCACGACUAGAAGAAGCAAAGAGGCGUGAGGGGGUUUUUGCAUCAGCAGAGGCAAAUCGUUGGUUCACUCAAGUUCAUAAAGCUGUAUCCGACGCCAGCAACCUAAAAACUGAGUACGAGCAAAGAAGUAGAGGACGAUGUCUAAACUGCUUACGCUGUUCAGGUUAUAAGCUCAGCAAAAGAGCGUCGAAGCUCAAGCAAAACAUCGACAAAUUGUAUGAAGAGGAACUAAAAUCUCGUUGGAGUACUGUGGCUAUGCCUCUGGCUUCUACCUCUACCUCGCAGAUAGGGAAAGGUACCUCUACCUCGCAGAUAGGGAAAGGGAAGAAGAUGGACACCGUUUCCAUCGAUGGCCAAACAGCAACAGAGAAAUUGAAGCGUGAGAUCAUCGAUGCGGUGCUGGACGAUAGGUAUGUUGUGGUUGGGUUGUACGGUAUGGGAGGUAUAGGCAAAACAACAAUCCUAAGACAUGUCUAUGAGCAUUUUCGAUUCAUCGAUUACUUUGAAUUUGUCAUCUUCGUUACAGUGUCAGCCACACCAGAUUUUGUUGAAAUACGAAAACAGAUUGCGAAUAGCUUGGGCUUCGAAAAAUGGGAAGAUGAUAAUGAUUUGAAAAAAUUUUUGCCUACCCUUCUUGAAAGAAAGAAAUAUAUGUUCAUUGUAGACGAUCUGUGGCAGCCUAUUACUGAUCUUAGUGAACUCUGCAUUUGUGCACCAACGAAGGAGAACGGCUGCAAAAUAUUAAUGGCGUCUCGGUUAUUACCGGUGGUUACAAGGUUUGUUAUCCGCUUUGCUAGGAGAGAUUCUCUUCACACGAUUCGAGUGAACAGCCUACCACCAGAUGAAGCUUGGAAUCUUUUUGUACAAAAAGUUGGUGUGGCUAUUACUUCUAAACCAGCAAUAGAACCCAUUGCCAAGGAGGUUCUUAGAAAGUGUGGUGGAUUGCCACUUGCUAUCAUUGUUGUUGGUGGUACAAUGUCAACACGAGAAACAGAGGGAGAAUGGAAAGAUGCUGUACGUGAAUUGGAGCAUCAAGCUUCAAGUCUUGAAGGAAUAGAAGAAGAGGUAUUUCCAAUACUCAUGUUUAGUUUUGAAAAAUUGGAACCUAUCGAACAAUCUCUCUUCUUGUAUUGCUGUCUAUUUCCCGAGGAUUUCAUCUUUGACAAAUCAUUAUUAUAUGAGUUUGCCAUUGGUGAAGAAACUAUGUGUGAUGAAAUGCAUAAGCUUGGAGAUUUGAGAAAUAAAGUUGAUGUUCUGAUUGGAAAGCUUCGGAAUUCAUCUAUGCUUGAGGAUGCUGGCGAAGGAGAUGUUAAAUUGCACGAUGUGUUGCGUGAAUUGGGUUUGUGGAUCACAUCUCCUACUUCUAGUUCUACAACAAAUAAGUAUGGGUACUACUACAAAUUCAUUGCGAAGGCAGGUGCUAGAAUAACUGAGGCACCCAAUCCCUCAGAAUGGAACAAAGCUACUAAGAUUUCAUUGAUUAUGAAUAAUGGGAUAGAAUCUGUACUCAAAUUGCCUGAUCAAUGUCCUCUACUGCAUACAUUACUCCUCCGAAAAUGUACUAAUAUUAAGAUCCCCCAAGUUCACUUCUUGGAGCAGAUGCCUGCACUUCGGAUACUUGAUUUGCGCGACACUGGGAUAACAAAUUUGCCAUCUUCAAUAUCUCAUCUUGUGAAUCUUCGUUUGUUGUGCUUGAAUCGUUGUGCCAAUCUACAAAAAUUGCCACCUGAAAUCGGAAUGCUGAUUCAGCUCAUAUGGUUAGAUUUGAGUUGUUGCCAGGGGCUAAGAAAACUACCAGCGGAGAUGAAAAAGUUGAAAAACUUAAGGCAUCUGGACAUCUCAUUGACUUCCCAGCUUGAGAGGAUGCCACAUGGGGUAUUUUCUGGAUUGCAUAAGCUAGAAGAGUUGGAUGCUGAGCAAAGCUUGUUAAUGUUGUACACUGAUAGUGUAAUGGAAUUGUCUAAAUUGACUCCUCGCUUGACCUCUAUUAGGAUUCCAAGGGCCAAAAUAAGAAAUAUCACGAUCUCCCAUUGGUUGAAGCCAUUAUUAUUAGUUAAAGGCAUGGCUAGAUCUUUACACCUGCAGAAUUGUGUUAUUGAUCCUUCAGCCUUGCCGGACCUUCUUUUGGAAGACUUUCCUGACUUUACAAAGUUCACAUUCUGUCAGGGUUUGAUGCAGGUUCCAAGUUAUGGCUGUAGAGAACUAAUUGUUCAAUGUUGUCCAGAUCUCAAGGCAGUACUGAUCGUAAAGGAAUCCAAAAGAGAUGCUUUUGAAAGGUUAAAUAAGUUAGAACUUGAUCGAUUAGAUCAAUUGGAGACAAUAUGCAAUGGGGUUCCACUGCAGCUUAGAUGCUUUACUAAUCUAAGAUAUAUAGAAAUAAGGGGAUGCCCCAAUCUCAAGGUGCUUUUCACUAAUGGUGUAAUUCAGUUACUGAAAAAGUUGAAGUCUUUACUUGUAUAUCGAUGUCCUCAAUUGAUGAACAUUAUGGUAUCAAAUUAUGAGGACUUGGAAAUUGUCGAUGGAAUGAUCAAUGCAUUUCCAAGUUUGGAAGAAAUGUUAUUAUUUGAGCUACCAGAAUUGACAGCCAUAUGCCAGCUUAAUUUGAAGUGGUCGCGUCAAUUUAGAAGGAAAAUUCAUCUUUGUCCUAAGUUGAGGAGGACCCGACAUCUAGAAUGGGAAGAUGAUAAACACUCUUAUGAAAAUAUGUGGGAAAGAGAAAGAGAAAGAGAAAGAGUAAAAAGAGAAGAGGAAGAAAAGAAUGAGAAAGAAGAAGAAGAUGAAGGGGAGGAGGAGGACGGGGGUGAAAUUCAACUUGGGGGCUAGGACAUAUUAUGACUCCUGAUAUCCUCCAACGAUAUUUUGGUAAAGAUAUGGUGUCAUAGAGAUUAUGGAAAAGAAUAUUAGGUAUGCAUGUGAAGAUAGGUAUUCACAUGCAUACCUAAUAUAGCUCUUUGAGACAUGAAGUAAUAACAAGGUCUGGUUUGGGUAGGAGUGGUGGCAUCAGAUCAGGUCUUCUCAUUCACCAUAUCAGCAGAGUUCUGAGAUAGCUCUACCCAACCAAACCUUUCCAGGAAGAUGGAAUGAAGGUGUGCUUCUACAGGAAAGAGGCCUAGACUUUGUUCCAGAAACUGGGUGUCUCCCCAUUGUUGUGCUUGGUGCCUCGGGUGACCUUGCCAAGAAGAUGACAUUAUUCCUGGCACUUCCAAUCUUUUCUGGCAGGUAAAAAAAGGAUGCUUCAUGGUAGUGAUCAUAGCCUCCAUGCCAAAGUCUCCAUACGACAAGCAGCUCUUCCUCGGGACCAAUGAACGACAGUAUUAUUACUUUGAUGAUAUAUUGCUUUGCUUCUUAAAGGAAAUUUAGAAUCAAGAUGUGAUCUUUGUGAACCAAUUUCCCGACCCCAUCAAUGAAUCAAAAUGUAUGGAUUAUAAUUGGGUUGCCUCUAUUUCUGUUGUCUAUAAGUGGUGACCUCAGGAUAGACUCUGGAGUGACAUCCCCACAAAAAUUGAGUAAAGCUUUACAGCCCUUUGUUUGUGCCAAAAGUUCCUGACUUGAGAAAUGGAAUUCUAUUUCAAAAGUGGGAACACGUCUUUGGUUUCUUGAGAUUGAGAUUGAUUGCAAUGAAGGAUUAUAAUAAGUUAGCAGUCCCC